AUGAUUUCUGCAUUUUUUCACACAAAGUUUGCUACUUUAGUGGGCGUUUUCGAUGGGCAUGGCCCCUACGGCCAUCACUUAGCGAACUACGUCCAAGAGAUUCUUCCCCGAGAAUUUCUUCAAUCUCAGCACUUCAAGCAAAAUGACGUGGAAAAGGCACUCAAGGACGCCUUUGCCGCAACGCAGAAAAGAUGCAGCUUGUUUUGCAGGCUUAUUGCAGACAGGACAAUGCAAAUGCUGCAAGAUGCUGCAAGCAUGUUCCCACUGGCUCGAACUGCGAAGGCUGUGGCUGGAAAGGUUUUUACUUGGGAGCAGCUUACACGUGUUCAUCGGCUCUCUGAUGAUGAAGAGAAGUGGGGAGACCCAGAUGCAAAACUGGCACCGCCCGAUUUGCGCCUAUAG
Durusdinium trenchii is the source of this 402-nucleotide messenger RNA. NCBI's taxonomy places the organism in Eukaryota, Dinophyceae, Suessiales, Symbiodiniaceae. The record is from the annotation of a GenBank genome assembly.